GUCAAUCAAAAUAAAACUGGCAUUUAAAUAUGACAUUAUCCUAAAUUAAUUAUAUUAUUGAAAAAAAAAAUAAAUAAAUAACACUAAUAUUGAAAAAAAUGAGAACAUUUUAAUAGAAGAGUUAUUAUAAGUAUAUAAACGUAAUAGAAAUUUAAUCCCAAUUCUAGAGAUACUUACUGUUUUAAUAAUUAAUUAAAUUGUUCACAAAAAAGGAAAAAAAAAAUAAUGGAUUUCCAUGCUUUAUUAAUUGAACUAAAGGAGAAAUAUACACAAGUAAGAAAACUUUUAGAUACCGAUGAUAAAAUAAUAGACGAGACAAAACCAUAUAAAAAUAAAUAUGCAGCAAUUAAUAUUUUAAAAGAAAUGCAAAAUUCACUUUUAGAACAAUCAAAUAAUGUUGUUAAAGAAGAGAACGAUGUAAAUACAUUAUUAGCAAUAAUAUCAUUAAAUCUUGGUAUUGUUUAUGUUGAAACUGAAGAAUUAAAACUUGGUGAAGAAUAUUUUAUUAAUUGUAUUGAUAAUUUAAGUGAAAAUGAAAUUUUACCACAAAGAAUAAUACCAAUGAUAAGUGCUUUAAAUCAAUUGGGUAUAAUUUGGUCACAAAGAAAUCAAGCAUCAAUGUCAAAAACAUUUUUAGAACGCGCUGAAAAUAUUUAUAAAGAUUUUAUAAAUAUCAAUAAAGAACCAAUUAAUAUGUCAACAUUAUUUUUAAUAAAACUCAUUGAUGAACAAGAACCAAAAUUAGUAUUAGAAAAAUUACAUACAUUAACAUUAUAUUAUUUGGCACAAAUUUAUGGUACAUUGGAAGAUUAUUUGAAAUCAGCAAUUUAUUGUCAUAUGACAUUAUCAAGACAAUUGGAAUAUAAAGAUUUUGAAAGUAUUGAUUGGUCAUUAAAUGCUGCGACAUUGUCACAAUUUUUUCUUGAAAAAGAAUGUUUUUCACAGGCGAAACAUUAUUUAUCGGCGGCAACUUAUAUACUUGAAAAUUAUCAAAAUACAUUAACAACAAUUGAAACUGAUGUUGAAAAUGAAGAGACAGCGGCAAAAUUAGAAAAUUAUAAACACAGAAGUGCAGAUAUAUCACGAUGUUGGAUAAAAUAUGGAAUAUUAUUAUUGAGUGCAUCAAAAGAACGUCUUUUAAUUAAAAGUGAAAAUGACAAUGAACAAGAGGAAAUGAAAAAAUGUGAAAUUGAUAAAAAUUGUUUAAUUAAUUUACAAUUUACAACAAUUGAAAAGAAUAUUGAAACAAUUGCCAAUGAAAUAACAGAUAAUUAUCUUCUUGAUUUUAGUGAUGCAAAAUUAAUAUUUUUCAAAAUCAACGAAUGGAUCGAUAGUGCAAAACAAUAUUAUUCAUUGGAAAAUCAUGCAUCUGAUUAUGUUCAAUUAAUACAGGAUCAAUCGCAGGCCUAUAAAGAUUUGGCAUUUUUUCACAAUGACGAAGGACAACAGGCAAAAAUGCAUAAACGACGAAUUGAUAUGUUGGAAGAUGUAUUAAAAGAAUUACACGAGACAUAUUAUCAAAGUAGUUGUCGACAAAUAUGGAUGGAAUUAGGUGAAACGUAUUCGGAAAUUUUGGAUAUUAAAUUAGAUCGUCUACAAGCAACUGACGAACGUCCCACGGCAAAUAUGUUAAAAAAAAUUAAUAAUUUAACAGCAUCGGCAAUAAAAAAUUUUGAAAAAUUCAUUGAUUCAUUAAAAAGUUCAAAAAUUUUCAUUGAAAAUAAUAAAUUUCCCGAUGAAAUGAUAAGACCAGUAUUGAGUGCUUAUUUUCAUUGUGGUCGAUUGUAUAAUAAAUUUAUAACACCCGAUAAACAACAACAAUUGGAAAAUGUACAAAAAAGUUACAGUGCAUAUUCAUUUCUCGUUAAUUAUUGUGAACGCGAUUCAAAUGCUAAGGAUUUAAUGGCAGUUGAAUUAAGUGUUUGUAAAGAUUUUGUUAAAUUACUUCCAUUGAAAAUUAGUAAAUUAAAAUUAGAAAUAAAUCAUUAAUUAUAAUUAUUUGUGCAAAUAAAUGAAAAUUUAAGUUUCUAAUAAAUUGUGAACAAACUAGA
Molecule: messenger RNA, 2051 nt
Organism: Leptopilina boulardi
Lineage: Eukaryota; Metazoa; Arthropoda; Insecta; Hymenoptera; Figitidae
Product: KIF-binding protein
Exons: 2
Coding region: 226-1989 (587 amino acids)
Source: RefSeq, a predicted model, not a curated record